CCGUUUAAAAUGCAGUAAAUAAAUUACCAAUUUAAGAGGUUAUUUCGUGCCAAUUAAUCACCAAUUAGACGCUGAUCGAAACGAAAAGCUAAUGAUGAUAGUCGGUAACUAGUUUAUAAUCUUUUGACGGAAUGAAAAACAUUUGAUUAAAAAAAUCGUCAUCGAUCAUUAAAGCAUUGUAAACAGCUAUUACUCAACCAAAAUUGAAUUUAAUUCACGCAUCGGAAGCACGUAUUCUCGGUGAACAUUCGUCGACGAAAUAAAGAGGGGUCACUUCAGAUUCCCGUGCACGUGUAAGAACGGCGGCGAUCUACUCCGCGUGGCAAAAACGCGAAGUCGUAAGAAAAAGUGAUGUGGACGCGUGGGACAGUGGGCGAGGGCAAUAUUCAUUCGUUGAACUUAAAUAACGUCUUAUCAAAGUGGUGCCCAAUUAUGUAUAGAUCAAUAUUGUAAUCGUUAAUAACAUUAACGAGACCCGGCACAGUCAGUCGAACGAAAAUCACGCGCGCCGUCGGUCGGUCUCACGUUCCAGAACACAUAAUACUCGCUUCCAGGGGCACGGUGAACACAACCCGGAUCCCGUUCCGUACACGUGCCGCUAACUGUUCACCGGUUCGAGGGGGUGAGGGCACACACGUUCGCGUCGUUAUUCCGAAACCGAUGUCGGCGACGGCGGUACCAUAACGAUCCGCCUUCGCACCGACCGCGACCGGUUCAAAACGGUCUUUUUUUUUUCUUUUCCACACGCGACAACCCUUUGUUCCGAUUAAUAUCGUUGGGUGACGUAUGUGUUGCAGCAGUUCGGACUGAAAAUGUCGACUGUUAAAGGCGUGAUGGCGAACGUGUCCGUGGAGCCGGUGGUGUUCCUGUACUUCGUCACGAUGGUGUUCUCGGGGUACUUGAGCACGAACCUGUUGCUGUACAAGGCGUGCGACCCGACCGGCGCGAUGGCCCAGCUGGUGGGAUCCAAGUGCCCUGACGAGGCCAAGGCGCAGCACGUGGUGGCGCCGAUCAACGGCUAUAAGCUGCUGGUGCAGCAGGUGGUGCCCGUCGCGCUGGCCAUGUUCGCGGGCACGUGGAGCGACCGGCACGGCCGUCGCCGCAGGCCUCUCGUGUUGUUGCCCAUCAUCGGCCAGAUACUUUCGGACGCGCUGUCGCUAUACUGCACCGUCCGGUGGUCGGUGUCCCCCGCGGUUACGGCCACCAUGCAGGCGGCCGCGAUAGCGUGCUCGGGCGGACCGGCGAUGCUGUUCAACGGCAUCAACUCGUACGUGGCCGACAAGACGGCAGAGGAAUGGCGUACGGUCAAAUAUGGCAUGAUCGGCGGCGUCAUAUCCGUGGGAUGCAUACUGGGAAUGCUCGUGUACGGCUCGGUCAUCGUCAACGUGGGCUUUGCGGCCGCGUACCAGAUCUCCAUAGGCCUGGGUCUGUUGUGCCUGGCGCUGGCGUUCGGUUUCAUGGACGACGCCGAGCUGACACCGUCCGACAAGCUGCCGCUGUACCGGGACGUAUUGCGCACCAUAAACCCCAUGGAAGUAUUGCGCAACUCUUACGGCGUGCUGACCAAACGGCGCCAAGGCAACGACACCGUCAUCCUGUGCAUCGUCGUGCUGUUAUGCGCUCCACUUACGUGCAUACCGCUGGAGGGAGAGAUGUCAGUUAUGUAUUUAUUUUUGAGGUAUAAAUUUCAAUGGAACGAAGAACAAUUUAGUGUUUUCAACGCUUAUCAGAUGACCGUUGUAUUAAUAGGUACAAUAUUUGCAUUAGGAAUUUUAAGCCACAAAUUUCGAAUGGACGAUGCAUUGAUUGGUACUAUCGCUGCAAUAUUUGAUUUACUUUGUGCUAUAGCUUUCUUUUUAGUUACACAAUCAUGGCAACUAUACAUAGUGCCACCACUGGAAUUAUUCCGAGGAGCAGCUCUAUCUUUAACAAGUUCUAUAGCAUCAAAAUGUGUUGGGCCUACUGAAUUAGGUGCGAUGAAUUCUGUAAAAUUGCUAAUGGAAAGUUCGCUAAAAAGCGGAUUUUUACCGUUUUACAAUUUUAUGUACAACCAUACGUUUGAAUCUAUGCCAGGCGCAUUUUUUUUGAUUAGUAUUGCCCUAACUGCUCCACUAGUUUUCAGCUUUGGUUACAUAUACUACAUUCGUCGAAAACAAUUGAAAUCCACUCCUAAUCUGGAAAGCAUCAAUGGUAUUACAAUACAGAAGACGGAAAUAAUCCCAAUCGAUGAACCGACAGAUAUAACAAGUCACAUUUAAUUUAAAUAUAAUCAUCUUGGUAUAUAAUAUAUUUAAGCAUUUGUGUAUAGCUGUAUGUAUUGUG
Molecule: messenger RNA, 2322 nt
Organism: Sipha flava (yellow sugarcane aphid)
Lineage: Eukaryota; Metazoa; Arthropoda; Insecta; Hemiptera; Aphididae
Product: hippocampus abundant transcript 1 protein-like
Exons: 6
Coding region: 813-2258 (481 amino acids)
Biological process (GO): transmembrane transport
Cellular component (GO): membrane
Molecular function (GO): transmembrane transporter activity
Source: RefSeq, a predicted model, not a curated record